Candida dubliniensis CD36 is the source of this 2898-nucleotide messenger RNA. RefSeq names its product putative transposon polyprotein integrase. The coding region runs from base 1 to 2898 and encodes 965 amino acids. Gene Ontology annotation, molecular function: nucleic acid binding. The record is from RefSeq and is a predicted model, not a curated record. The transcript has a single exon. Gene Ontology annotation, biological process: DNA integration. NCBI's taxonomy places the organism in Eukaryota, Fungi, Ascomycota, Pichiomycetes, Serinales, Debaryomycetaceae.
AUGUCUACUCCUACUCCUACUACUCCUGCUACGGCUGCUUCCAUGGGUGGUGAUGGCCAAUUACAGGUUAUGAGCCUUUACAAUAUCUUCACUGGCCUCACCAUUCCAUCGGAAUACAUCUUGCUGUCCAAAGCAAAUUUCACCAGAUGGAGAAAGAACUUCAUUACUAUUGCAGAAGGGGUUUCUGAAAAUUUUGGAAACUAUGUCAAAGAUGUUCCCCUUGCUGCUGGAGCUAGUGCUAACAAUUUGCAAUUCAAUAAGCAGGUUGAUUUGUUAUUACAAUUAUCAGUUGAUAAAGAAAUUUUAAGGGAAGCUCGUACUUUGGGAAGUAUGGGCAAAGCUCUUUACCUGGAAAUUGUUGAAGAAUACAGUCAAAUGUUCACUAUUGACAAAGUUCAAGUCAUUACCUCGUUAUGGGAUAAAUUGCUUGAUCUGCUGGUUGACAUCAAGAAAAGAUUAGUUACCCAAAAGGAAUUUUUUCAAUUUUGGAACCUGUUGACAGCAGAUGAACAUGAAGGAAUUUUACCAUUUGUUUGGCUUCACUUAUCUAAGUCCAACUUUAACCUGAAGUAUCUUGAAGGUUUUGAUCCUUCGUUAACAGUCACUGGUAUCAAACGGUUUCUCACUUUACAUCCAGAAGUUAACCAGACAUCCGGUGUCCUGUCAUUGCCAGUUAAUUAUAUCAACAACACGACUCUGUCCACAAUUCAGAUCACAGACGCUAAUGUUGAAGCAAAAUUCAGAUAUCAAUGUUUUAAUUGCUUCGGUUUAGGUCACACUUCUUCAAAGUGUGCACUGCCUAGACGGGGAAGCAUUAAGAUUCCAAAUCUUGAAAAGAAAUUGGAUUAUUACCGUCAAAAGAAAGUUUUCAAUCGCCGUCGUGGUGGUACCAAUGCUGACGAGUCUAGAAUUGCUGAAACAGUGUCUGACUCAUUGUCGAACUCAACUAAGUUUACCAGCACUGAAGCUAAUAAGUGGUCUAACAAUCAGGGAUCUAAAAAUGCCAAUGUCAUUAUAGUUCUGUCCGUCGAGUCCCUGACUAACCCUACUAGUGCUUCAAACUUUAUUAUUGAUACUGGGGCGUCUGUCAACUUAUGCAAUGAUGUUAGUCUUUUACAUGAUUAUACUCAUUUUUCAGAACCACACUCUGUGGUUGCUGCUAAUGGUGAGUCCCUUAAGGUCUUUGGUCAUGGUACCUUGAAAUUCAAUCAUAACUCCGUUGAAGUUGAGAUCUUAUAUGUUGGCUUUGCUCCUAAUGUGGCCGUUAAUUUACUCAAUCCCAAGUCACUUAUUCGUGGACCACAAGACUCUAUCACCUUAAGCCAUGAAGGUGUUGUGCAUUCCACACUUGGAAAAAUUGGUACUUUUGGUGAUACGUCGAACUGUGUUAUGUCGCCAAUUGUCAAUCCUAUGUCUGCUGCCAUCUGUGCAGUGUUGAAUCGUGAUCAAGUGGCCACCUUACAUCACUCUUUUGGUCAUCCUAAUGCUACCUCUUUCAAAAAGAUGUUAGACCUGGCCGGUCAUGUUGCUAAAACUGCGGACAUUAAAAGUCCUUGUGAUUCAUGUUUGCAAACUAAGAAUUUCCAACUGUUCCCUAAAGCAUCAGACGGUCCACACACCAAAACGCCGCUUCAGAUUAUUCAUCUUGAUGUUGCCGGGCCCUUUGGGGGUCCUGCCGUGGACUUAUCAAAAGUUUUUCUCGUUAUAGUGGAUGAUUUUAGUCGCCACAAAUGGGUGUUUCCUUUACAAUCGAAAUCUGAUGCCACUGAAGUUAUAAUCAAUUGGAUACGUCACUGGGAGCGCUAUUUUGCUGGUCGUGGUGAAUAUAAAGUGUCAUCCAUACGGUCUGAUAAUGGGGGAGAAUUCCUCAAUCAAGAUAUGUCAUUAUUCUGUUUGAAACAAGGGAUUCGUCACGAGCGUACUAUUCCGUACAAUUCCCACCAAAAUGGAAAAGCUGAAAGAGCUAUUCGAUCAAUCAUGGAUAAACUGAGGACCCUUCUUUGCCAAUCAGGUUUACCUUCUACCUUCUGGUGCUAUUCUACUAUCAUGGCUGCCCACCUUCUUAACAUCACACCAUCUGAAGUGUUGAACUACCAAACAUCAUAUGAAAAAUGGUAUGGCAGUGCCCCAAAGUACAGUAAGUUACACCCAUUUGGGAGUACAGCGUAUGCGCAUGUACCCACGACGUAUCGAUCCAAGCUUCAACCUAAUGGUGUUAAAUGUAUUUUUCUUGGCUAUCCUCAAACUCAAUCUGGUUACUUGCUAUAUGAUAUUCAAACCAAGACCAUUGUGGUUGCCAAAGAUGUUAAAUUUGUGGACUCGGAGUUCUUGGCUUCAUCUAUUGAUUUUUCUGAAAUAAAUGCAACUAAGUUAACUAUUCCUGGUGUCACUCGAAGCUCCACCACAUCGGAGACUUUUGUCCCUUCUCGAACGAGUCAAAAUUUUCCAACUGAACCAACAGCUGUUGUGACAUCUGAUGAAAUUGAUAUUAUUGACAAUCCAUCUCCUCACCAAUCACCUGAACAUUCACCUGUAUUAACUACUGUUUCCUCGACUCCAUCUUCUCCAUCACUACCACCUCCUCCCAUAGUCCAAGAAGGAUCGGAAUAUGAAUACUCCAGCGAUGUGUCCACCCUUCUUAGCUCCAAUUCUACUGUUUCUGAUAACCUUGACUUAGUCAUUGAUGGUUUUGGUAUGAUGGUUGAUAAAUCUAUUUGUGGGGGAGACAACACAUAUGUGGUUCAAAACUUGGAAGUGAAUGAACAUUCAAAUAAAGUUUAUGCAGUGACUAAGGCCCACAAGAAGUAUAAGAUUGAUAAUGUCCAAAUAGAUUCAUCUGCAUCUGGCUGCUUCACUGAAUAUAAGUGGAAAUUGUUUUAUAAUCAAACGACCAACUGA